UUCACUGUUAUUAUAAUUGUUGCACUGUAAAGCCUUACAGUUUUCCGAGGCAAAGUCAUAAAUAUUUCGUUUCACGCAAAAAAAUUAAAAAUCUGGAUUUUCACCUUUGUCUUCUACAUUUGCUUCCGGGUCAUUGCUGUCCCGAUCAUUGACCUUAGCAACCAGCCCGGGAGACGGUUGCCAUGGUAACGGCCGAUGCUCCGGUGUCGGGGACAGCGAGAGGCCCAGGAAAGAAAGCCUCCAGCUGCACAGAAGCUGAAGUUAUCAGCGAUGUGGAAACGUGGAACCAUAGUUGUUUUACAGCAAGAAUGGGCGUAGUGAACCUGGCAAAAAGAUAUACAACCAUCACCAGAAUGGCUUACUUAAUUUCAUCUGUACUUUCUACAAUUUUAGGGAUAGAAACAAUACAAGGAUGCUGAAAGUCUUAACCGGAAUGAAAGAAGUGGUGUUCCUGUAAAUACAACUUUAGAAAUUGUGUGAAAUCUUUUAACCAUGUCUAAUGUAAACGAAUCUCUAAAAAAGUUGAGGAACUCCAAGAGAGAGGAAAAUGUAUACCUUGCACAACACCCUGAAUGUAUCUACCGACCACCCAUUGAGGUGCUUCUCUGUUCAUCAGUGAAGGAUUUUCAAAAGGAAAGAAAGUAUUUAAAAAGCGAUAUAUUUCCUAUUUUAAGUGAUUUCUGCAAAACCAGAAGAAGCUGCUUUAAAGUAAUGGAUAUACAUCAAACUCUGAAAGAGGGAUAUCACCACACAAACACAAAGUCCCACCAGCUAAAGAUAACGCUAGAUUAUAUCACCAAGCACUCCCCUUUCCUCCUUUGCUUGUUAGGUGAAACAUAUGGUGACUAUAGCACAACAUGCUUUUCAGCGAAAGAAUCAGAUAUAGAAGGAUUAUCCGAGCUAGAAAGGAAUAUAUACAUCGCAGCAAAUAACGGUUAUUCUUGGAUAUUGAAUGAACCCCACCUAACCUGCAGUCUGAUGGAGCUUGAGAUAACCGAAGCAGCUUUUUUAAAUGACUCUCGAUCCAGCUUCUUUUACUAUCGAGAUCCUCAGCACAUUGAUGAUAUACUUCUGAAUGUCCCACAAAAUAAAAGACAGCCCAUAUAUAAUAUCUACAAAAGCAGAGAUCAUGAGGAAGAAAGGAAGAUAUGGGAGUUGAAGGAAAAAAUAGUCAAUAAAGGAUUACCUGUCACAUUUUUUAGGACAUUAGAAGAAUUAGGGGAAGCGGUCUUGAAAGAUUGGAGAAAUAUAAUUGAUAAGUUGUAUCCCAUGGAUUCAGUUCAUUUGAGUACAGAUCAUGAGAGUUACCUCGAACUUUCUUAUCAUGAAGCAUUUGCCCAAAAAUAUUGCAAAGUAUUUGUGGAAAAUGCAGAAACGCAGAGAGUUUUUGAAAUUCUGGACGCAUUUGCUGCUUUUCCACAAUAUGAUGGGACACAAAAUGGUGAUCAAAUUGAAGACAAUAGCAAGAUAACUGACCUUAAACAAGCCAGUCACUCAAGUAUCGUGGAGCCAAGGCCAAACAUUACAUUUGAUUGUAAUUCUCUCCUAUUGCUUUCUGGAGAUAGAGGCUGUGGCAAGACAGCCAUGAUCUGCAACUGGCUAAAAUACUUCAGGAAGGAAAAUCCCAAUGUCCUGGUAUUAUCUCAAUAUGUUGGAUGCAGUUCUGCCAGUUAUGACAUCAUGUCUUUCAUGAGACGCUGUAUUUUAAAACUACGUCUUGAAUAUUUUGGAGCUGAAGAUCAGCCCAGUGUUUUCAGUGAGAAUCCAACAGAUGUAUGGAUAUUUCACAUGCUUUGUGAGGCCUUCAUAGCAGCAAUUGGUUUGAAGCCAUGUGUGCUUGUGAUAGAUGGAGCCGACAGGCUAUGCGGGACCCGUGGGUUAUCAGCACAGCAGGUAAAGGAAUUUUCAUGGCUUCCACAAUUUCUCCCAGCUCAGUGUCGACUUAUUGUAACAACUGUCGUUUUCAACAUGGCCUAUAUAUCACUGUCAAAGCAUCAAGAUGUAAAGGUGGUGCAUAUUUCCAGUGUACCGAACUAUGAAGAACAAGCCAAGAUUUUCCAGGCACAUCUGACUGGGCACCAUGAAGAAAUAAGUCAGAGCCAAAUUAAAAAUAUUAUGAGUAUAAAACUGAGUUGCUUACCACUAGUCUUGGUUAUUUUGGCUAAUGAGCUCCAAAUAUCUGGACCAUUCAGAAAGGCUGAUUAUCUGGAGGAAUACCUUGCCUGUCACACUAUUCCGGAGCUGUGGAAUGCUGUCCUAAAGCGAUGGAUUGAAGACUACAGUUGGAUUAAGGACAUAGGAACAACUACGAGAGGAAAUGACAUCGCUACCUCUGCUAGUACUUCUGAUUGCUCCAGCUCAGGACCGACGGGAUGGGUAGUUGAUGUCCUUUGUCUGCUUAGUAUAUCACGUUGCGGAUUAACUGAAGUGGACAUCCAUCAGCUUCUGGUGUAUCUGGGCUACAAUGGGGCAGACAAGGUCAGCAAAUACGACUGGAUUCUUUUCCGGGCUGCAUCCAUGGAGUGGAUACAAGAAAUGCCAGAUGGACUGCUGAAUUUCACUCACCACUCUGUACAGGAUGCUGUAGGAUAUUUCCUACUAGGUACUAUUGUUCCAAUCAAAGAAUCCACUUUAAAAAGUCCAUUUACGUGUAAAAGGAGCAGAUUUCACCAUCUAUUUCAAGAGUAUUUGUCACGGCAGUCUUACACUCUGAAACUUUACCAGGAGCUACCUUGGCAUCUGAAAACAAGUGGAGAUUUCUCUGAUUUAUGUACCUUUCUAACUAAGCCUCUAAUCAUGUAUACAAUUUACGAGAAUUCAAAGCAUUCAUACCAGUUGAAAAUGGACCUUGUCUGUUACUGGGAUGUGUUAUCAAAGGCAGGAUUUGAUCCUGCAGUUUCCUAUCAAAACAUGGUAGAUGAAUUGUUGGCCACAUCCAAUCUAUCAGCAGGAUUGAAAUAUAAAUCGACAUUCACAGAUAGUUACAGCAAAGCGAUGAGGUACAACAAAUGUGUUCAAGCUGCCUUGAUAUGUUUUACUGCCGAGUUUCUGAAAGAACUCAAGAAGACCACAGCAGCAGAACAAUUGCUCCUGAUUGCCCAGUCUUUGCUGCCAAUGUCAUGUCCUUUGAACCUGAUGGAAACAGAGAUUCAUUUUAAAGUGCACUAUUGCAUUGGAGAAAUGAGCCUCACUGCGGGAAAUUUGCAGAAUGCAGAAAAGCAUUUUCAAAGGGCUUUGCACAGCAUUGAUUAUGCACCGAAAAACCUCAGGAAAUAUCUUCCAGAUAUUAUAAUUUGCACAGUGCAGUUGUUGUGUAAACUGGCUAAUUUAAUGAUGAAUGAAGGCUCCCCCAAAGUUGAUGAGAUCCUACUCAAGACAAAGAAAAUGAUAAAAAAAAUCCACAGUCCAUACGGAGAAGCAAACUUUAAAAUUCUUGAAGGUUUCCAGAACAUCCAUGUCGGAAUAUUUUCUGUUGCUGAACAAUGUUUUCGAUGUGCUCUGGAUAUCAGGCAGAAAUGGUAUGGUGAAUUACAUCCCCUUGUUGGUGAGCUAAUGGAAUUCCUGGGGGAUAUAUUAUCCAGUUAUGAGGCAUCAAAGAGGAGUCAAGCAGAAGGGAUUUAUAGACAAGUGAUCAAGAUUCAAGAGGAAGCCGGGCGGCAAGCCACAUCUCCAGAGAGUCGAGAACAAGUCGAUCUCAACAAAGCCCUUACAAUUUCAAAACUAGGUAGACUUCUGCAAAAUGACGUGAGUUAUAAGGUCAAAAAGGAGGCAGCAGAAUGUUUACGUCAGUCAUUUGACCUUCUAACCAAGCUGCUAGGUUCAAAACAUCACCUAACAAUGGAUGUUCAAAGGUCACUGAAACAGGCAGAGUUACAAAUCCACAAAGAUUUUGCAUUUUUCAAGAGGCCGGUGAUCCCAACAUCUGAAAAAUCCUCAGGUCUACCAUCAACAAAGGAAAAUAUCCUGACCAGUCCUCGUCUCACUUCCAAAAAGCUUCAAACAACGAAGAAUGGUCUUCGGACAGCGGCCAGUUUAAAACCUGCAAAAACAAUAGGGGAGACACAAACAGAUGUCUGUCCUGCAAUACGGGCUGGUGUGAAAUGUGAGGACGACGAAUCUACUCUGGCACAGGAGGAUUUGGCCAGUUCAAGUUCUGCUUUGAAUUUACAUAUUUGCAAACGCAAUUUGCCUCAAAGACCAUGUCCGUUAAUGGUGCAACAAGGAAGUAAAUGUCCAGUUAUAAAAAGGAAUUCAACUGCAUUGGCCAAAAACCAUACCCAGGCUGCUUCAGCAUUCAAGCCAUUAGCUACCAACAAACAAGCUACUUUUGCGCAAGGCAUUAAUUCCUUAACACCACCUUCAAGAACCAUUCCUUCAGAAAGAAGACUUUGCUUGGCAUCGUUCAUCCUGGCAGCUUCGAACAGUUCCAGACCUUUGCUGCCCAAAAGACGGACAAUAAGAAGGAAUAGUGAGAUGGCUUGAAAGAAGUUUUGUGCUUCUUUGCUGAUGUACAUUGCCAUAAAGCAGUAGGAUUUGGGUAUCCCAGAGUUGCUCUUAGACAUACGGAUUAGACUAUUAAUGACAGCCACAUAGUCAAAUUGGAAGACUGAAAAAUUGGAAAGUGAAACAGCCAACAUCAUUCUCAAGUCCUUCUUGGUUCACAAAGCAUGUCCCUAAAUGUUUUAUUCGCUAAGAGUUGAGGAUGUUGAAUGUUCAUGAAUAAAGAGCUAAGCCAUAAAUACAAUCUCAUCUUUCUUUAUUAUCAAAACUCACUACAGGGGACACCACAAAUUGAGAAUCCUGAAGCACAAAGUGAGAGAAGUUUGGCUUUGGUUGCCACCACCGUUAUUACUGUGUGCAGGGCGGCACAGUCGUGCAACGAUAGAGUUGCUGCCUUACAGCACCAGAGACCAGGGUUCGACCCUGACCGCAGGUGCGGUCU
Messenger RNA from Amblyraja radiata (thorny skate), 4942 nucleotides. Its product is annotated as tetratricopeptide repeat protein 41-like. Gene Ontology annotation, cellular component: Cul4-RING E3 ubiquitin ligase complex. Bases 493 to 4482 code for a protein of 1329 amino acids. Gene Ontology annotation, molecular function: protein binding. The transcript is spliced from 16 exons. The record is from RefSeq and is a predicted model, not a curated record. NCBI's taxonomy places the organism in Eukaryota, Metazoa, Chordata, Chondrichthyes, Rajiformes, Rajidae.